CUCAUUUUCCCACGCAGCUCCGAGGCGCAUCACGUCGCAGCGGAUCUUUUCCUUCUUGUUCACCCGAACCGAGCCGUAGAGACCAUGGACCUGACCCGGACCGCGCUGUGCCUCAGCCUGCUGGCUGUUCUGGGUCCAGUUGUUCUGAGCGAACCGGACCCGCAGCCGGCCGCCGCCACCAGCCCCACGGACACGCAGCAGUGCCUCACCUGCGAGGUGCGGCAGCACAUCAAGACCAUGCGGAUCAACGCCAUCAAGUCGCAGAUUCUGAGCAAACUGCGCAUGAAGGAGGCGCCCAACAUCAGCCGGGACGCGGUGCAGCUGCUGCUGCCCAAAAGCCCGCCGCUGCAGCAGCUGCUGGACCAGUACGACGUGCUGGGAGACGACACGGGAUCCCCGGAGGAGGACGACGAGCACGCGACCACCGAGACUCUGAUGAUCAUGGCCACUGAACCCGACCCGGCGGUCCAGGAGGACGGGGAACCGACCUGCUGCUUCUUCUCCUUCACGCAGAAGCUGCAGGCCACGCGGAUCGUGCGCGCGCAGCUGUGGGUGCACCUGCGCCCCGCGGCCGAGGCGACCACCGUGUUCCUGCAGAUCUCCCGCCUCAUGCCGGCCACGGACGGCGGCUGGAGGCACGUCCGGAUCCGCUCCCUGAAGAUCGACGUGAACGCCGGGCUGAGCUCGUGGCAGAGCAUCGACGUGAAGCAGGUGGUGGCGGUUUGGCUGCGGCAGCCGGAGACCAACUGGGGCAUCGAGAUCAAGGCCUUCGACUCGCGGGGGAACGACCUGGCGGUGACCGCGGUGCAGGCCGGGGAGGACGGGCUGCAACCGUUCAUGGAGGUGAAGGUGUCUGAGGGGCCCCGGCGGGCCCGGAGAGACUCGGGUCUGGACUGCGAUGAGAACUCCCCGGAGACGCUCUGCUGCCGCUACCCGCUCACCGUGGACUUCGAGGACUUCGGCUGGGACUGGAUCAUCGCCCCGAAGCGCUACAAGGCCAACUACUGCUCCGGGGAGUGCGAGUACAUGCACCUGCAGAAGUACCCACACACCCACCUGGUGAACAAGGCCAACCCCCGGGGGUCCGCGGGCCUCUGCUGCACCCCCACCAAGAUGUCCCCCAUCAACAUGCUCUACUUCAACCGCCAGGAGCAGAUCAUCUACGGGAAGAUCCCGUCCAUGGUGGUGGACCGCUGCGGCUGCUCCUGAGUCCGGGCCGCCGCCUCAACGCUUCAGGCUCCAGACGGAUCCGACGCCUUCCUGCAGCCACCUGAGGCCACCAGCAGGGCGGCGCUUUCACCACCAGCAUACUGUAGCUUUCUUUCUUCCAGUGAACUUUGGCCGUCCGACUCAAAGCCGGACGGGCGCGAGAACAGAGCAACGCCUGACGGACCGUGAAGUGAAUGUAGACAGAAAUGAUCCAAGUUAAACCAAAGACAUUCAUCCCCACAAAGUUCCUGCAUCUCUUUUCUGUCUGAAGACUAAAGUUAGUCAAUUAUUAACAGCAAUAAUUUGAGUUAAUUAUCCUGAUAGAGAAAAACAUGGAGUUUAAUUGUUCACUCCCUGCUUCUCAUGAAUGUCAGUUUCAAACGAAGCAUUUAGUUUGAAUGGAGCUAUUUAGUUCACAAGAUAAACUUAAGUCAUCAGUGAGCAGAUAACUAUUCAGCUCCGAACUACAUAGCUAGCUCUGAGCUAGCUUAACAUUUAGUUAGAUUUGAGCUGCAUACAUUUUGGCUAGCUGAGCAGCUAGCUACCAAGCUAGCUAUUUAGCUUGCUGACUAAUAUUUAAUUAGAAACUUUGGGAUUUACAUAAGAAUGAAUAACA
Molecule: messenger RNA, 1825 nt
Organism: Poeciliopsis prolifica (blackstripe livebearer)
Lineage: Eukaryota; Metazoa; Chordata; Actinopteri; Cyprinodontiformes; Poeciliidae
Product: growth/differentiation factor 8-like
Biological process (GO): SMAD protein signal transduction
Cellular component (GO): extracellular region
Molecular function (GO): growth factor activity; cytokine activity
Source: RefSeq, a predicted model, not a curated record